UCUACAGCAGUAUUUAAUAAUGGAGAACACCACCGGCCUGAUCAACUCACUAACGUCUCAAGCCCUGCUGGUUAUGGCGACAUCCUCAGAAGGUCCACUUGGCGUAACACAGCAACCCCCUCUUUAUACUGUCCCAAUGACCAUGGACAAACCCCCACAAAUGACCUACCUGAGUCCAGCGUACCCUCUACUAUACCCGUCGCAGGAGCAUUUAAAUUCAGCGUGCCCUCCACAGCUGCUUUCCCUAUCCCAUCAGUACGGGCACCCCCGUCUAGACCGUGGAGGGGUAGGGGUCUUGGGGUAUGGUGCUCUGCACCCUUUUGCUACGUUCCGCCUUCCCGAUAGCGUGGAAAGGCUCCAGGCUGGUUUCAUGAACCCCAAAAGGCUAAAGGGAGAACCAGAGCCUCCCCAGAUACACUACCUGUCAAUGGAGUCAGCCAUGGACGCUUCCCAUGUCAUCCCCCCAACAUCUCACAGGAGUUCCCCAAAACCAAGAGCAAGCGCUAACAAAAAAGAUAAAAAGCAUUCUCUCUCCUUGCCUCUACUGUGCCCUCUGUGUAACAAACACCUCCAGAAAGAAGAGUUAUCUCAGCAUCUACUGCGUGAAAUGGAGCAUCUGGCUCACCUUCCUGACAGCGAACCCGACGUUAUUCCAGAAUUAACUCGGAAUCAUCUUACUCAGUCUCCACUGCCAGGACGGGACUCUCGCAGUGAAUCGCCAAUGGUGACUUCAGAGGACGGGCCUAAGCUGGACAGGCACCAGGUCUUCCAGCAAGUUAGGUGGAACAGAGAGGAGCGUAUGGGAGCCCGGGUUUCAAAGUGUAAGAGAGUCCGACUACAUUUGGAUGAGUCCUUGAGAGUACCUCCUGCAGAGAUCGAGGUGAUGGAGUUGAACCACUGGGAUGAAGAGGUCCGGAGUCCAACUAAAUCUUUCUUCCAUGUACCAGAUUACAGGGGGUCUCCUGGAACCUGCUCCCCCAGUCACAGUGAGGAGUCUGACAACGAAGAGGCUUCAGCUUCCGCCCGCACAAACGAACACAGUCUGGAAGUUCUACGAGACAAAAUCCAGGAACUGACUGAGAAACUGAAGAAUACGCACACGUGUCACAUAUGUCUGGAUGCCUAUAGUGUCCCUGUGGCUUCCAUCCAAUGUUGGCACAUUCACUGUGAGGGAUGCUGGUUGCGGGCACUGGGAACAAAGAAGCUGUGCCCUCAGUGUAAUACAAUAACAUCCCCCAGUGACCUUCGCCGAGUAUACUUGUGACCUUCAGAGCACCCUCCCAUGGACUGACACACAAAGUAGACUAUUGGAACCCAGUCCAAGAAGUUCGUGGUCAGCAGUGAUGGAUUAAGACAUGGAUUUUGGGCAACGACCCUGCAACUUGGCUCCCACUGUACUUUUUGGAGUUUACCUUGGACAUCACCCACAUCACACUGAAAUGAGCAGAAACCAACAUGGCGACCUCUUCUACUCCUCUUCUACUCCAAGUUCUGAUAGAUGAAGACCCGGCAGACUCAUUCUGCAUGGGGGAUUAUUUCAUUGCUAAGGCUCUUUGAAAGAUGUCACAUUUCUCUUGUUAGAGAAACAUUCCAACCACAUUUUCUCUUCUUUGGUGGCAACUAUGAGCCUCUUACUGCCCUGAACCUCAGGUUGACAGCUUGAUUGUAAAAUGGAUUUGGAGGUAUAUUUAUGAAGCAGUAGAUCUUGCAAGAUGCUGCCUUCCGGUGGUUUGCUCUGAAGUACUACUAAUAUUAGGUUCGAAGCCUGAAGUGUUUUGCAAUUGAUAUUAGCGCCGCCUUAAAGUUUGAGGUUAAGCCUGCUGAGAAGUGGUAGCUUGCAAAAGCCAUCUCUUUGUAAAUAUAUCUCCUGGAUUAUUGAGAAAUAUUCUGGUACUGUAGUUAAUGGUUUCAUUUGUCACUACAUAUCCUUUUCCAGUGGCUGUCGUUAGUGGGCAGUGGAGAAGUGU
This is a messenger RNA of Pseudophryne corroboree (corroboree frog), 1967 nucleotides long. Its product is annotated as E3 ubiquitin-protein ligase Rnf220-like. Gene Ontology annotation, molecular function: ubiquitin protein ligase activity; metal ion binding. NCBI's taxonomy places the organism in Eukaryota, Metazoa, Chordata, Amphibia, Anura, Myobatrachidae. The record is from RefSeq and is a predicted model, not a curated record. The coding region runs from base 20 to 1264 and encodes 414 amino acids. Gene Ontology annotation, biological process: protein ubiquitination. The transcript is spliced from 11 exons.